GCGCACCUGCGCGACCGCUACUUGAAAGCAGUCAACGAUCGCGCUGCAUUGUGGCGAUCGAAUGGCCGCCUCGUCUGAUGUCUGUCCAUUCUGUUCUUCUGCAAUUAGUUUUGCUUUAUUCGGCGAUCCUCGCGAGCGGUGUCUCUCGUUGAACGAUCCGAUUUAGUAACAUAGCAAGAUUAUUAAUAUUAACGUAACAUUGAAAUGGAAAAAAGUGCUGAUGGAUUGCUGUUUCGUGCUGAGAGAAAUAAUGGUGCCGAUGAAGUAACCAUGGAUAUUGUUGAUGAAAGAGUGGCUAUUUUGGAUGCAGGCGCACAAUAUGGAAAAGUAAUAGACCGAAAGAUUCGUGAAUUAAAUGUCCAUAGUGAAAUUUUGGCACUUGAUACACCUGCAUUUACUCUUCAAGAAAAAGGAUAUAAGGCUAUCAUAAUUUCUGGUGGUCCUAGUUCAGUAUAUGCAGAAGAUGCACCUAGAUAUGAUGCCGAUAUCUUUCGAAUAGGAAUUCCUGUACUAGGUAUCUGUUACGGAAUGCAGAUGAUGAAUAAAGAAUUCGGUGGUAGUGUAACUAGGAGAGAGACUCGAGAGGAUGGUCAAUUUCCUAUUGAAGUUGAUACCAAGUGCCUGUUAUUUAAGGGCUUGGACAAGGAACAGAUGGUACUACUAAGUCAUGGAGAUAGCAUAGAUAGGGUGGCCGACUGUUUUCGUACUACUGCCAGAUCGUCAAGCUUUAUAGCAGGUAUAGCAAGCGAUAAGAUGAAUUUGUAUGGCGUACAGUUUCAUCCAGAGGUGGACUUAACGCCUAAUGGAAAAUCAAUGCUUCAUAACUUUUUAUUCGGUAUCUCUGGCCUUACGGGUAAUUACACGCUCCGUGAUCGGGAGACGCAAUGUAUCCAAUAUAUCAGAAAUACUGUAGGCGAUAAAAAAGUUCUGUUAUUAGUAAGCGGUGGGGUGGACUCUACAGUGUGCGCAGCUCUGUUACAAAAAGCUUUAAGUAAGGAGCAAGUUAUAGCUCUACACAUUAAUAACGGCUUCAUGCGUAAGGGAGAAACGCAAUUCGUGGAACAAAGUUUAGCUCAAUUGUGUGUCACAUUAAGAGUAGUAAAUGCUGGACGCUAUUUCAUGCAAGGAACGACGACCGUUCCAUUGGAUAACGUUGCACCUGCAAUGAAUGCCAAUGUUACAAAUAACAAAGGAAUAUGCGGCGCCGCGAGUAGUCCAAGAACCAGAUUAACUAAGAUGCUGUGCGAGACUACCAACCCAGAGGAGAAGCGAAAAAUUAUAGGAGAUGUUUUCAUAAGAGUUGCGAACGAAGCAAUGACAGAAAUGGGAUUGAAGCCAGAGGACAUUUUCCUCGGUCAAGGGACUCUCAGGCCCGACUUAAUAGAAAGUGCAAGCGCCUUAGUCAGUGGUAAAGCGGAUGCCAUAAAAACGCAUCAUAACGACAGUGAAUUGGUACGAGUACUACGAGCGCAAGGACAUGUAGUCGAACCCUUGAAAGAUUUUCAUAAAGAUGAGGUAAGGCAAUUGGGAUGUGAUCUCGGAUUGCCGGCGGCGCUUGUCGCGCGUCAUCCGUUUCCAGGACCCGGACUCGCGGUACGAAUUCUUUGCGCAGAUGAACCAUACAUAGAAAAGGAUUUCUCCGAAACACAGGUCAUAGUAAAAAUAAUGGCCGAGUAUGAGCAGAUGCUUCAGAAGAAACAUGCAUUAUUAAAUCGCGUCGAAGGCGCAACGAGCGAAGUAGAACGUCAGCAACUUCGCAGGGUUUCAAGUCAUCGUCAUAUCGCGGCGACUCUCUUGCCUAUUCGUAGCGUAGGAGUUCAGGGUGAUCGAAGAAGUUAUAGUUAUGUAGUAGGUUUAUCGUGUGAGGAAACUGUAUCCGAGGGUGUGGAAUGGGAGGAUAUGUUAUUCCUUGCAAAACUAAUUCCACGCGUGUGUCAUAAUGUAAACCGUGUGUGCUACAUUUUCGGACCGCAGCUUCAUCAUCCGAUCCAGGAUAUCACGCCUACGUACCUCACUUCGAAUGUGAUAGCAACACUACGACAGGCGGACCACUUAGCUAAUCAAGUGUUGGCUUCUAAUGGUUGUAUGGGAGCCAUUAAUCAGAUGCCCAUUAUUCUAAUCCCGAUACAUUUUGACCGCGACACGGCAUGUCGAACGUUAUCAUGUCAACGUUCUGUUGUGCUUAGGCCAUUCUGUACUAAUGAUUUUAUGACUGGCAUGCCUGCCAUUCCUGGCAAAGAUCUACCAAUACAUGUGGUGAAAAAGAUGGUAACUGAAAUAUCCACAGUACCCGGAAUCUCACGAGUUUUAUAUGACUUGACGUCUAAACCGCCGGGAACAACUGAAUGGGAGUAGUAAACGCUCAUCUGGCCCCUUUCUAUUUUUUCACCAUCCCUUGCGCGCGUAACGAUAUUACAAAGCGAAAAAAUAUAUUUAAAAAAAUAUAUAAAUAUAUAAAUAUAUUACGAAAGAAAUACACGAAUUCGAGA
This is a messenger RNA of Pogonomyrmex barbatus (red harvester ant), 2489 nucleotides long. RefSeq names its product GMP synthase burgundy (gene bur). Gene Ontology annotation, biological process: GMP biosynthetic process. Lineage: Eukaryota; Metazoa; Arthropoda; Insecta; Hymenoptera; Formicidae. Gene Ontology annotation, cellular component: cytosol. The record is from RefSeq and is a predicted model, not a curated record. Gene Ontology annotation, molecular function: GMP synthase activity; GMP synthase (glutamine-hydrolyzing) activity; ATP binding.